Uloborus diversus is the source of this 1111-nucleotide messenger RNA. It is a transcript of the gene AIMP1, whose product is annotated as aminoacyl tRNA synthase complex-interacting multifunctional protein 1-like. Lineage: Eukaryota; Metazoa; Arthropoda; Arachnida; Araneae; Uloboridae. The record is from RefSeq and is a predicted model, not a curated record. Gene Ontology annotation, molecular function: tRNA binding. Bases 56 to 1096 code for a protein of 346 amino acids. The transcript is spliced from 2 exons.
CGCAAUUGCAAUUAAUGUUCUGUAAUGUUAAAGUCUCCUGUAACACGCGUACUUUAUGCUCCUGAUUUGUAGACCCAAAAAUAUUUUUCUUUUGAAAUUCAGGAAUUCUCUUUCAAAUUUCGUUUCGGUACUUUGGAACCCAAAGAUGGGGCAGGAUGAAAUUCUUCAGCGCAUCCAACAAAACAAUAAAAGAGGUGAGGAAAUGGUUCAGUUGAUCCAAAGCGAGCUUCCCAUGUUAAGAAAAGUAGCUGAGAAGAAGUACUAUGAAAAAUUACUAAACGAAUUGAAAGAAAAGAACACCCGUUUAAAACUCGAAUUGGAAUAUUGGAAAAGUAAAGUAAUUGAGGUUGAAGUUAUGAAUGGAAUUCAGCAAUAUCCCUUGCCAAGUAGCUCUGUUAAAGUGCCUGCUGCUAAAGUUGAGCUCAAAGAUGCCGCUUUGAGUUCUUCCUCGGAUGUAGUUGAUUCUAAAUCCAGCGAAGCGCCAAGUAAAGCUGAUGACUAUAAAUCAAAAAGUGGGGUCAAUAAAGAAAAGCAGACUAAAACUGCUAAACCAGAAAAGAAACCAAAAGAAAAACCUGCAAGUACAAAAGAGGAGGAUAGGGAAGUCAAUGUUAGCAGGUUGGAUUUUCGCGUAGGGCGAAUAUUAUCCGCCAAGAAGCACCCAGAUGCUGAGAGCUUAUACGUUGAAGAAAUUGAUGUGGGGGAGGAAAAGCCAAGAACAGUAGUGUCCGGUCUGGUGAAAUUCGUCCCUCUGGAAGAAAUGCAAAAUCGUCUUGUGAUCGUCCUUUGCAAUUUGAAACCAGCGAAGAUGAGAGGCAUAACCUCCGAAGCCAUGGUGAUGUGUGCCUCAACCCCAGAGAAAGUUGAAAUUUUGAUUCCUCCCGCUGGAAGUUUACCUGGUGACCGAGUUGUGUGCGAAGAAUUUCCCGGUGAACCUGACGCUUUGCUACCACCAAAGAAGAAAAUUUUUGAGCAAGUUGCUCCGGAUCUUAAAACAAAUAUGGAAAAAAUUGCCACCUAUAAAUCUGCUCCUUUGAAAGUUCUUAACAAAGGUGUCAUUAGCUCUGCAACCCUUACAAAUGUCAUGAUAAAAUAAUAAAUGAUGUUUAAA